Messenger RNA from Ustilaginoidea virens, 450 nucleotides. RefSeq lists its product as uncharacterized. The transcript is spliced from 6 exons. Gene Ontology annotation, cellular component: cytoplasm; actin cytoskeleton; actin cortical patch. Gene Ontology annotation, molecular function: actin filament binding. Bases 1 to 450 code for a protein of 149 amino acids. Gene Ontology annotation, biological process: actin filament depolymerization; cell motility; actin filament severing. Lineage: Eukaryota; Fungi; Ascomycota; Sordariomycetes; Hypocreales; Clavicipitaceae. The record is from RefSeq and is a predicted model, not a curated record.
AUGUCUCAAUCUGGCAUAAGUGUACCCGCAGAGGUCACAGACGCCUUGAAAAAGCUGGGCAAGCCAUACAAGUACAUCAUCUUCAAGAUCUCUGAUGACCAGAAGACGAUUGAAGUCGAGGACGCUUCCGAAGAGCAGGACUGGGAAUCCUUCCGGGAGAAGCUGUUCAAAGCCACCUUUACCAAAAAGGGGGUUGUCGGGCCCGGCUGUCGCUAUGCCGUUUACGACUUUGAGCCCGAGGUACCAGCUGGUCGAACACCGGUGAGGAAGAAGACCUUUAUCAUGUGGUCUCACCCCAACGCAUCCCCAUGGGCCAAUGUACCGUACGCUUCCUCCAUGCCGGCAAUGAAGGCUGCCACCUCUGGCUUCCACGAGGUCGAGGCCAACGAUUUCGAAGAACUCGAGUACGAGACCGUCGCCAAGGAGAUAAUCAGGCGCUACAGCCGUUAA